This is a messenger RNA of Nilaparvata lugens (brown planthopper), 2393 nucleotides long. RefSeq names its product probable tRNA (uracil-O(2)-)-methyltransferase. Gene Ontology annotation, biological process: tRNA methylation. The record is from RefSeq and is a predicted model, not a curated record. Bases 197 to 2158 code for a protein of 653 amino acids. The transcript is spliced from 5 exons. NCBI's taxonomy places the organism in Eukaryota, Metazoa, Arthropoda, Insecta, Hemiptera, Delphacidae. Gene Ontology annotation, molecular function: metal ion binding; tRNA (uridine) methyltransferase activity.
UUAAAAUGUAAAAUCAUAACCUAAAACAAUGAUAAAUUUUUAUGUAAUGUUAGUCAAAAAUUGGAUAUAACAACCCGUUAGUUUAUUAAAAUGUGCUUAAUUUCACUACUAAAUAAGGUGAAUGAACAUUCUGAUAUUUGAUACUUUUAUAAUAUCAAAUGUGCUGUUGGAUUUAUGCUCAUAACGACGAGGCAAUAUGUAUAAUUCUAACUGGAGUGCGAUAUGUUCAGUGGAAAGCACUGUAGCCUCUGAUCAGUUUUGGACUUCAAUUAGAAUAUGGAAUGACAGACCGCAUAUUAUCAAUAGACGGCUAUUGGCAGUUGAAGUGUUGAAGAAGUUUAGAAUUGAAACCCAACAUUUAGAUAAUAUUGUUUCACUUCUGAAGGAUUCCAUCAGGAAAUCGAUUCUAUCAGACUCCAAAUCCGCUCCAAGUGGAUCUCAUUUGGAGGAGAUACUAAAAGGUUUUCCUAGCUUGAAUAUUUUAACGAAUGAUUCCAAUGUUGAUGAUUUUGAAGAUGACAGAGAGAAAUCUGUUGUUUGUGAGAUCAGGAAGCUGUUACCACGAUUCAAAAAUCACCAAGAAAAUACUAUAGAAUUAUCAAUAUUUGAUCAAUCACAAAAUCAUGCAACCUACAUUAAAAUCUAUCCGGAGACAAGGGAACAUUCUGUAUCACCCAACUGCAACUAUCGUUUGGAAUUCUCAAAUGGCAUGUUUAUGCUAUCCGUUGGAGCUGAACCUACUGGAAAUGUUGACAAUCGAACUAGCGAAACAGAAGUCUGCAAAGAACAAUCGAAGUAUGAUUUUCUGAAGAAGCAUCUCUUACCGAAACUUGUUCAGUUGGCUGAGAACGUCACACGUACAGGCCCUGUGAAGAGCUCCCUGCAACUUGUUUCUGUCAACAAGUACUGCUUGUUGUAUCAAAAUUUGAAGGACAAGUAUGGCAAAUUAUUUGUUGAGAUUUGGCCUGAACGCACAGACCCGUCUAAGUUUGUCUACGAAGACAUUGCUAUUGCUGCUUACCUGAUACUGUUAUGGGAGGAAAGUAAGCAGAGAUUCGUGGAUCUAGGGUGUGGCAAUGGAUUACUGGUUUACAUCCUAACCAGUGAAGGCAAUCAAGGCUACGGAGUGGAUGUCCGACCUAGGAAGAUAUGGGAUCUCUAUUCAAAAUUGGGAAGUAGAGUGAAGCCUGAUCUAAGGAUUGGCACUGUAACACCAUCAGACAUGACGUUGUAUUCAGAUACAGAUUGGCUCAUAGGAAACCAUUCAGACGAACUCACUCCUUGGAUUCCAGUCUUCGCUGCCAAAAGUUCUUACAGCUGUAACUUCUUUCUACUGCCUUGUUGCCCUUACGAAUUCAACGGCCAAAAAUACCAGCGUAAAGAUCCGUCAUGCAGCAGGUAUAUGGAGUAUAUCUCUUACAUCAAACAUAUAUCCGAACAAUGUAGUUUCAAUGUGAGUAUCGAUAAAAUGCGAAUUCCCUCCACUAAACGUAUCUGCUUGAUAGGAUCUACACGAAGCUGUCCGAGAGAGGAUUAUGAUAGUGUAAUUGAAAGGAUAGAUAGUAUGAUUAAGGAUAAAUGUGUUUCUGAUAACAAAAGUGAGAUGGAUUUCAAACCACGUGCUAGCGUUGAAAAAGUUACCAAUUGUACACAGGUUGAUAAAAAUAUUGUCAGUUCUAUUGUGUCACUCAUAACACGUGAAUUAUUGUCUAAUGCAGUCAAUUCAAGUGAAAACUCUAAAAGUGUUGUUAACAUAAGUGGAAGUGAAGUUAAUAAUAAGAGUGAAGUAAAUACUAGUAAAAGUAGAGUUGAUACAAGUGGAAAUAUUUCAAGAAUCAUUAGUAACGAAAAAUCAGCAUGUUGGAAUGCUGGACGGACGAUAGCUUUAAAUGAACUCGCCAAGAUCAUUCCCAAGGAACACUUGGUGUACAUAAAAAAAGAAGGAAAAGGUCUUCUCACACUUCUCAGGAAUCAUCAUCAUAUAUUUGAAGUUAACAAUGGCAACGUUUGCUUUAGAAUACCAUUGCCCGUUGACAAAAAUUUAAAUAAUGCUAGUAUCAAGAGUAAACCAUGUUGGUUUUACAAUAAUCAUCCAAACUCCUGUCUGUUGAACGAAGCGGAUUGCAAAUUUCAACAUAUUCAUGAUGAAGAUAGCUAAUAAAUAAGUUAAGGUACUAACUUAUAAUCAUUCCUAAAGAAGUCUUCCACCUGUUGAAAUGUGAAGAUAAAUUAUUUGAGAGUUAUUUUCAUAAAUUUAUCAUUUUUACAUCUUCAUUCUCCUCAUGGAAAUGAUCGAAUUUAUGAUUUUAACCAAUAUGAAUGAGAUAUUCAAUAAGCCUUUAUUAAAUACUAGAAGGGCACCCGUGCUUCGCUACGGGAAUUAAAAGAUAAAA